UUAACUGGAAAGUCCGCACAUAAGUGAUAGCUUGAAUGGCAAACAUAUUCUAUCUAUCUGCGAUAAGACGUCAUUUUCGAACUGACAUUGAAAGUAGAAGUGUCAACUCUGCCGUAACCAUGCCUGGAUACAAAUGGGUCAGAUACUCAGGAGCUCGUUGCAUUGUACCUAAAAUGAUUACUGUUGGUCGGGAUCUUGAUGGUUCAAACUUGGUUAUCGGAAGGGCAACGCAUCACGGUGAUCUUCUUCCUGCGAAGGUCAAACCGGAACAUGGGGUGGCCUACGUCUCUUAUGGAGGUCAGGAACACGCAAAACAUGAUUUCGAGAUCUUAAUGCCAGCUUGCAUCCAUUGGGUCCCUUCAAGAAAUGGAAUUGUCCCACAUGGAUCAGUAGAAGUUGGAAGUACAAGCACAGGUGAAACUCUUUACGUGGGGCGAGUCCUCCACAAUGGAGUAAUGACUUCUGGAAAGAUUCAGCCAAGCCACCACUGUCUCUACAUACCUUAUGAUGGACACGAAAUCUCUUAUAAGGAUUACGAAAUUCUUGUGCAAAAUUAAAUUUUAAAAGUGAUGGACAAAAAGUAUUUUUUGAAGAUUAAAGUUUUCUAAAACAUAA
This is a messenger RNA of Belonocnema kinseyi, 615 nucleotides long. RefSeq lists its product as uncharacterized. Bases 36 to 557 code for a protein of 173 amino acids. The record is from RefSeq and is a predicted model, not a curated record. NCBI's taxonomy places the organism in Eukaryota, Metazoa, Arthropoda, Insecta, Hymenoptera, Cynipidae. The transcript has 4 exons.